CACUGCCCGGACCCUAUAUGAACGCAUGAAAUCUUGUGUAUCGAGCUGCCCUUUUAUAUAUUGCCUAACACUCUCAUUUUCUUCAACAGAAAUUGUAUCCUUAUUUCAUAUCAUAUGGAGAAUAAGAGAGUAGCUAUUAUUGGAGCUGGAAUCAGUGGACUUCUUGCAUGCAAAUACACACUAGAAAAAGGCUUUAUUCCUGUAGUUUUUGAAGCUACAAAAGAAAUUGGAGGAGUUUGGACUCAAACUAUUGAAUCAACUAGACUUCAAAGUCCAAAGAGAACAUUUGAAUUCACUGAUUUUCCUUGGCCUUCUUCAGUUAGAGGGAGAUAUCCUCAUAACACUGAUGUUUUGAAGUAUAUUGAGGCUUAUGCUCAACAUUUUGAGUUGCUUCCUUAUAUUCAGUUGAAUACAAAAGUUAUUGGAAUAGAUUAUGUUGGAGUUUCUGAUGAAGAAAUGGAUUCUUGGGAUUUUUGGAGUGGAAAUGGGAAACCCUUUGGCUCUAAGGGGAAAUGGCACAUAUUGGUGCAACAUGCUGAGGACUUCACCACUCAGGACUAUGAAGUUGAAUUUUUAAUUCUAUGCGUUGGGAGGUAUAGUGGUCUACCAAAUAUCCCAGAGUUCCCUUUAGGUGAAGGGCCUGAUGUUUUUUCUGGGACAGUAAUACAUUCUAUGGAAUACUCAGCUAUGGACAAUGAAAGUGCUAGAGAGUUGAUUAAAGGGAAGAAAAUUGCAGUUAUUGGCUCUCAAAAAUCAGCUAUAGAUAUUGCUGCUGAAUGUGCAGCUGCUAAUGGUAAGAAACUGCUUUUGAUCAAAUCCUUUAUUUUCCGUUCGGUGUCUGAUACCUGAAUUAGAGUCGCGAUA
Nicotiana tabacum (common tobacco) is the source of this 864-nucleotide messenger RNA. The record is from RefSeq and is a predicted model, not a curated record. NCBI's taxonomy places the organism in Eukaryota, Viridiplantae, Streptophyta, Magnoliopsida, Solanales, Solanaceae.